Lolium perenne is the source of this 1230-nucleotide messenger RNA. RefSeq lists its product as uncharacterized. Lineage: Eukaryota; Viridiplantae; Streptophyta; Magnoliopsida; Poales; Poaceae. The record is from RefSeq and is a predicted model, not a curated record.
UUCACCACCUAGCCAAGCAAAGCACUCCACAGCAAAAGCUCUUCCACUCCAAUCAAUCCCUAGCAAAGCAACACCACCAAGAGCCAGCCAGCUCCUCGAUCUCGGUGACGCGACGCUUGCAAAGCGAGAUCGAUCGUCUGCAUUGCGGUGCUCGUCAUCCACCGAUCUCUAGCUAGUCGAUCUUCUGCCGGUGGUGGCGAUGGCGACCGACAGGAGGAUACAGCCGGCCGGCAGCGGCAGCGGGGGAGGGGCGACGGAGGAGGAGGCCGGGCUCGGGAAGCGCCUGCUGCGGGUGCUCCGCGCCGUGUACCACAUGCUGCGCAAGGGCCUCUGCCGCAAGCGCCUCAUGAUGGACCUCCACCUCCUCCUCGGCCGCGGCAAGCUCGCCGGCCGCGCCCUCCGCGCCCACCUCGCCCACCACCCGCAGCCCCACCACCUCGCCGCCGCGGCGGCCGCCGCCGGCGCGUCCCCGUCCGCGCUCACCAUGUACCAGCACAACCCGCGGGACGUCGAGUUCAGCUGCGACACCACGCCGCUCUACGCCGCGGCCAGCCCGGCCAUCGCCUUCCCGUUCAAGAUCGGCCGCGGCAGGGGCCGGGGCGGCAGCAGCCUCGGCGGGCUCGACGCCGCCACCGUGGCCGCCGCCUUCGAGAUGAUGAACGCGCAGGCCAACGGCGGGGAGACACCGGGAGCCACCGGGGCCACGCCGUCGCCGCUGCUUGCCCUCAGCCGCGGUCGCUGCCCGGCCGGCGCGCGCCAGCUGCGCGUCACCGACUCGCCCUUCCCCGUCGAGCCCGAGGGCGUCGACGAGCGCGUCGACGCCGAGGCCGACAGCUUCAUCAAGCGCUUCUACGAGCAGCUCCGGAUGCAGCAGUCCACCACGCCCGACAACUGCGUCCGCCGCCGGGGCUAGCGCUAGCGAGAGAUCCAUCGUCCCGGCCGCUUCCGCCGCCGCCGCCGCGAACACGCACGCGCGAGCCUAGCUGUUGCGGAUGCAUGUGAUAAAUACGUGGCGCCGGUCGAUUGUUUCACUGCCAUGUGGGUCUCGAGUUUUUCUAGCUGCCUGCAUGCACAUGCUUGCUUGUAAUUUCCUCGUUUGUGAUAAUCCCUCCGUAUGGUAGAGGGCGAGGAGACGAGAUAAACAAGGGUUCUCAAGCCCCCCAAACUUGUAUCUGUUAUAUCAAGAUGGUAUCAUGCAUAUGAGAUGAAAUAAUAAAAUUUUGCACAUUA